Molecule: messenger RNA, 1944 nt
Organism: Coniophora puteana RWD-64-598 SS2
Lineage: Eukaryota; Fungi; Basidiomycota; Agaricomycetes; Boletales; Coniophoraceae
Exons: 5
Source: RefSeq, a predicted model, not a curated record
GAAGGUCUAAUCACCGGCCAUCGUCCCCCGCCAACGGACAAUAGCCCAUCCGCUUAUCUUAGGAUGCGCUGCCCUCUCUGCUUUGGUGGCCCAGGUCAGCAGACAGAGGGUGAACCUGAUUUUAUUGUUUGCUUGGACGCCUGCUUCACUCAGAAACGUGCGCAUAACCCACGUCAAGGCUCUCUGCACGACCCCAUCAAUCCCACGACGUCUGUCUUCCUGUCGGAGGAGGAACUGACCCGGAUGGAGACGCAUGUCGAAACACUUCGCCCGUCCCGACAAUCAAAAGCAGCGCCAGGAAAUACACAGCCAGUCGACAAGUGUGAAGAGGGUAUGCGCGUGCCUGCAUCAGUUUUAGACGGGUGCAACGACACGUUCACCGCUGCCGACGAAAAACGGACAAAGCCGAGCACUCGAUUCUUUGCGGACACAGGAUUGAUGGCAUUGCUUUGCAGGCACGACCGUGUUCUCUGGCUGUGCAACAUGACUUCCUCCGGUGAAAAGCAGCACUAUGCGCUUGCUCUCAUUGCGAAGUUGUUAGAGCACCUCCCUUCCCGCAGCACGCUCGGCGUUCUAUAUGAUGUUGCGUGUCAACUCGAGCGAAGCUGUCGAAAAUUCAAUCUGUUGUCGGAGGACGUACUAUCGCGGAUAUCAUUCGCUGUCUCCGUGUUUCAUGCUUAUGGUCACCAAUGGCCGUGCCAGCUCGUUUAUCACCCUCGAAAACGGCAAGGAUUUGGUCUUUCAGACGGAGAGGGAUGCGAGAGACUGUGGAGUGCCCUCAAGUUCCUAAUAUCAGUACUUCGAGUUUCGGGUUUUCAUCAACGGCUCUUCGUACUAGAUAAUCAAGUCAGGCAUCUGGACGCGAGACUCCUCUUCAAGUACGGAGAGUGGCUUCAUACUAAGUGGAGCACUUGUCGACAGCGGAUGUCGAAGGCACGUGGGGCUGUUGUUGUGUCCCGGAAAACUACGGCAGACCUUCAUGCUGCGUGGUUAGAACAGGUCCAAUAUCAGACUCGCCCACUUCCUCGCACCUUUCAAUCACAAUCAGACGCGGAGCUAACAAGGUUACUCGCUCUUGAGAACACUGUUAAACAGCAUAGAGAGGACGUUCGGGCUCUGGAACGGUGGCUUGUUUCAGAUAGCCCUGGAGAUUCCGUCGACAUCGCCACCCAGCUGACGAUAGCUCGGGACACCCUCUCCCGAUCGUCUGAGACUCUACGUCGUCGCAUCGCAUCAUUGGGAACCCCCGCCCGCAUUGAGUUCUCAAGGCUCAAGGGCGACAUUUAUCUGCAGGCGCGGAUGGAAGCUCUCGCCGUCAAGACGCGCAUCCGCGAUCGAUUGCGCCAGCGGAAAUUUGAGAUGUCGCGUGUAGUCGAACGCCCUUACCGAGAAUCUAGCAAGGAAAAUAAUCUAUCAUCAAACAUCGAGACGUCGAUGAAAAAGCGCGAACCCGCCAUCAAACGCCUUGUCGUUCGAUACAACUCUUUGUGCUGCGACUUGGAACGAAUGAUUGCGGAGCGGAAGGCACCGAGCGGUAGCAUAGCCCCAGCUCGACUCAUUCCCGAUUCUAUAUGGCAGUUAGACGUCGACGAUGAUAUCUGGCAGGACGUCGGUCUGGCGGAGGCGUCUGGAGCACCGCCUGAUUGGCUGUCAAAUGAUGCCGUACGAAGUGGCAUACGGUCGGCGCUGGAGAUUGCGCGAUGUGAGGAGGAGGAACGAAGGUUAAUUCUCGAGAGAAGGAGGAUUCAAGAGUGGUUUUCAGAGGAGUGGAAAGCAGUAAACGAGGCAUGUAACAAUCACAGUGAGUCAUUGCUUCGAGUCCUGCUAUUCUUACUUUUACGCCGGAGGGACGAGCUAACGAUGCUGUACGCCGAGUGGGAGCCAAAGGUUCGCACCAUUACCUGCACGAUAUCUAAACCUUGGGGCCCGACUUCGGACGACAUU